Molecule: messenger RNA, 1085 nt
Organism: Aplosporella prunicola CBS 121167
Lineage: Eukaryota; Fungi; Ascomycota; Dothideomycetes; Botryosphaeriales; Aplosporellaceae
Exons: 5
Coding region: 130-894 (254 amino acids)
Biological process (GO): ubiquitin-dependent protein catabolic process
Cellular component (GO): cytosol; proteasome core complex, alpha-subunit complex; proteasome core complex
Source: RefSeq, a predicted model, not a curated record
CACCUCAUCAGCAAGCAAGCACCCACGCACCCCAAGCCAUCAGCAUCCCUCUUCCGGCGCCACGACCUCGCACGCCCGGCCUCAGCAUCAACCGCUCCACGGCCCUGAACCUUCUCCACUACCGUCACCAUGUCUGGCAGCGCGGGCUACGAUAGACAUAUCACCAUCUUCUCGGAUCAGGGGAGGCUUUACCAAGUCGAGUAUGCGUUCAAGGCGAUCACGGCAGCAAACAUCACGUCGGUAGGCGUGCGGGGCAAGAACUGUGCGGUUGUGCUGUCGCAGAAGAAGGUUCCCGACAAGCUCAUCGAUCCCGCCUCCGUGUCGUACGUCUUCAAGCUCUCGUCGUCCGUCGGCUGCGUCAUGACGGGGUCGAUUGCCGACGCGCGUGCGUCGGUUGUUAGGGCGCAGGGCGAGGCUGCCGAGUUCAGGUACAAGUACGGCUACGAGAUGCCGUGCGACGUGCUGGCGAAGCGGAUAGCGAACAUCAGCCAGGUGUACACACAGAGAGCAUACAUGCGCCCGCUCGGCGUCGCCACGACGCUCAUCUCGCUCGACUCGGAGUACGGCCCCCAGCUCUACAAGUGCGACCCCGCGGGCUACUACAUCGGAUACAAGGCGACGGCGUCCGGGCCCAAGACGCAGGAGGCGCUGAACUUCCUCGAGAAGAAGCUCAAGAACAAGGACCACGCCGAGGGCGAAUGGCAGGACGUGGUCGAGCUGGGCAUCCAGACGCUGAGCCAGGUGCUGAGCGUCGACUUCAAGAAGGGCGAGCUCGAGAUUGGCAUUGUGGGCGGCCCGCGCGCCGACGGCAACGAGGGCGCCAACGCCGAGUUCAGGGUCCUGACUGAGGACGAGAUCGACGAGCGGUUACAGGCGAUUGCGGACAAGGACUGAGUGGGUGGAAUGAUGCGGUCAUUGUCUACGCUGGGGGUUAGGACAUCUGACCUAAAGACGUAAUGUCAGGCUUUGCAUGAGCGGUGGGUGGGUUGUUAUGUAUGACUGAACAACAACGAACACCAUACCAAUGGAGCCCGAUAGCCUGGCAAGCAAGCAAGUGAAGCAAGACAUGAACUCAACUAACCACA